AUUUGAUUAUGUGAUAUGUGAUAAUACAAUGUAUACAUAGCUCAAUGUACCCAACGAUGAACAUUUCCAGUCAACGUUGAAGUUCCAAAUGUUUAAGGCUAAAAUAUGGGGCUGCAUGGUUCAAGUUGCUAAAAUCUCAAGAUGACGAUGUUUCUUCGCUUAAUAUUAGAUACCUACCUAAAGGUACAUACCUACGUAUGUAUGUAAUUCUCUCUACUACCUACCUAGUAGUUAGUACUAUGUAGGUAUCGUCCUCUUGUCUGCUAUCAUAGAAUCAUCACAUCCACUUCAAUGUUCUUUUAAGAUGACAUCAAAUUAGGUGGGUUCUCAGAAGCACAUACUAUCGAUUUACUAUUCACCUUAUUCUCCAGCCACCUUCAUAAGCUGUAUAUGUAUUACAAAAGAUCCGUUGUUUUUGCCCGGUAUUGAUCAUGUCAGAAUCUUUUGGCCCAGCGUUCACAGAUCGGGAACAACCGCUUCUUAGCUUCGGUUUGCCUUUCGCCGAGUCAAUUCUAAAGCACGUGGGUGACUUCUUCCAUGCCUCGAGAAUUUAUGUUAUAUGUUCUGGGUCCCUUGCCAAAAACACAUCAUGUCUAGAAGAACUCAAGGCGAAGCUUGGAGAUAGAGUUGUUGGCGUUAGGAUUGGCAUGAAACCGCAUUCUCUCUGGUCCGAGAUCCUCGAAAUCGUGGCAGAUGCGAGGAAGUGCAGUGUGGACUUAAUCGUCACACUAGGCGGGGGGAGUCUUACAGAUGCGGCCAAGAUAGUUUCUUUUGCAUUGGCGAACGACGUCUCAACGCAUUCAGAGUUAGACACUCUCUGCCCAACAAGCCCACGGAAGCGUUAUGAAAUCAAGUCGUCGGAAGUACCCGUUGUUUGUAUCCCCACGUCACUCUCGGGCGGCGAAUACUCGGCCUUUGCAGGAGCAACAAACGACGAGACGGGACAGAAGUACUCUUUUUCAGGAGCUAUGCGGGGUCCCGCAUUGGUCAUCCUCGACCCGAAGCUUACUACGACGACCCCAGCUAGAGUCUGGCUGAGUACCGGCAUCAAGGCCGUCGAUCAUUGUAUCGAGACUCUUUGUUCCUUGCAGAGCGAUGAUGCAGCGGACCAAGAUGCCAGGCAUGGAUUAGCGAAUCUCAUACCGGGUUUGAUAAGCAGCAAGCAAAAUCCCCAAGAUCUCGAAGCGCGGUUAAAGUGCCAACUUGGCGCCAGAGAUGCUAUGAGCGCCUGUACCCGGGGUGUACCACUUGGGGCAAGCCACGGUAUUGGCCAUCAACUGGGCCCUGCUGGCGUAAGCCACGGCGAAACGAGCUGCAUCCUAAACCCUGCUGUAUGCAAGUACAAUUAUAAAAGGGGGGCUAAUGUUGCCCGGCAAGACGCUGUCAUAAAAGCUCUAUGGGAAGAUUCCAAGGCGCAAGAAAUCUUCAGCCAAAGACAACUGGAAAGGGACACAGCCGAUCUUGGGGAUCUAAUGGAUGCCAUUAUCCGUUCGCUGGAAUUACCGAGGACGUUGCAGGAGUUUGGUAUUGGGGAGGGUAAACUUGGAAACAUUGCCGAGCAUAGUUUACGGGAUCGGUGGGUUCAAAGCAACCCAGCUCCUUUAGAUAAAGAGGGCGUACUCGAGAUACUUAGAAUGGUGCUCGAGUGAGCUAUGUUCGAAAUCUGUAUUAUGCUGCAUGGGACGGGACGACCCCGAUAAAGCAAACCAAUAAAAGUUUCCAUGCUCCAU
Molecule: messenger RNA, 1730 nt
Organism: Hypoxylon fragiforme
Lineage: Eukaryota; Fungi; Ascomycota; Sordariomycetes; Xylariales; Hypoxylaceae
Product: putative Fe-containing alcohol dehydrogenase
Exons: 3
Coding region: 432-1649 (405 amino acids)
Cellular component (GO): mitochondrion
Molecular function (GO): metal ion binding; alcohol dehydrogenase (NAD+) activity
Source: RefSeq, a predicted model, not a curated record